Molecule: messenger RNA, 1845 nt
Organism: Enterospora canceri
Lineage: Eukaryota; Fungi; Microsporidia; Enterocytozoonidae
Source: the annotation of a GenBank genome assembly
AUGAUCAAUAAAGAGUAUGCUGAGAGCAAUUUGUAUGAGCUAUCAGAGGCACUUACGAUACUAUCAAAGUCAAUAUCAAAGACAUCGCAAGAAAACAAGGAGCUGAUUUCAAGCCAUUUCUCCAAGUUCGUGGAGUGCAGAGCCACGCUUGAGGACAUCUACGAUGACGUAAAGGCGAAGAACCUGAACAGGAAGCUGACUGGUGAAAUAGAGAAGGUCAUUGGGAUGCUCUUGAAGAAGUACGAGGCACUUUCAAUAAGAAUCAGGGAGGAUAUCAGGCAGGAGACAUUCAAUAACAGGAGAUUGUACUACGAGAACGAAUUCGUUGACAUUUUCACGUUGAAGGCGAAUUUGAGCAAAAACCUGAACAACUUCGAGAACUUUGUGAAUCUCUACAAGAGGGCACAGAAGAUAUACGAGCCGUACAAGAAGUCGCAGUUUCUCACCAAAAAGAUCGAAGACGUGCAGCCUGAGAUCAACAUCUUCUUGGAAAACGUCUAUUCGUACAUCAGCAGCGAGAGACUCAACUUCGAGGAGUCAUGCUACUAUUUCGACCUAUACUUCGACGUGUCACAGGAGAAGUCUGAUAGGAAGAUAAUGAACACGCUUCUUGUCACGUUCAAGGAGUGUACGUACAUCUACGAUGACAUGGAGAACGUAGAUGGCUACUUGAACUACCUUGAAAUGAGUCUACUCAAAUUCAUUGGGUACGUUGACGACGACCUGAAGAAGAACGGAAUUGAACACUACUUCAAGAGCAUAGCACAAGCUGUGAAGACAACUGCGGCAGCAAAGACGGCAUUCAAGAGAGCAGUCAAAGUCAGUGAGGUGCUUGAAGUCUCCCCAGCUGUUACUGCUCAUUUUAAGGUUAAAAUGAGUGAAGCAAAGGCAGACGCAUUUUUCAACUUGUUAAAGAACGGAGAUGAAGACGGAGAGGACGAGGAGAAGAAUGCGGCCGUAUUUGAGUAUUUUGUGACUGAAGAAGAGACGGCAUCUGCCACCGUAAACAGGCUACUUGAGAAGUCGACCAGAAUAUUUGUGUCGUACAAGGAGAUCAUCAAAGAGAACGAGCUGUCCAACAUCCAGGACAUUCUGAUAGAUCACAUCAAGGCAUCUGUUGAGGAGCAGAGCUUUGGAACCUACGACUUCUUCAGGCUUCAAAUUACGGAUGUACGAAAGUGCCUUGGAAGCAGAAAGUCGCCUAAAAACAGGAUACUCGACCGAUUUCUACGAGANGUAUUUGAGUAUUUUGUGACUGAAGAAGAGACGGCAUCUGCCACCGUAAACAGGCUACUUGAGAAGUCGACCAGAAUAUUUGUGUCGUACAAGGAGAUCAUCAAAGAGAACGAGCUGUCCAACAUCCAGGACAUUCUGAUAGAUCACAUCAAGGCAUCUGUUGAGGAGCAGAGCUUUGGAACCUACGACUUCUUCAGGCUUCAAAUUACGGAUGUACGAAAGUGCCUUGGAAGCAGAAAGUCGCCUAAAAACAGGAUACUCGACCGAUUUCUACGAGAGAAGCGCGAGAAGACGGUGCUACGCCUGAGCAACGAGCUUGAGAAGAUGAUUGAGAAGACCGUGGUCAACGCAAAAAGUGGUGAAGACAAAACAAACAAAGUUGUUGCUGUGUUUAUGCACAUUCUACACCUGUUGGACAAGACAUCGAAGGAGAGUCUGAAGGACAUUCUGUUUGAAGCCAAACAGCAGAUAAUGAACGACCAGGUCACAUUCUACUUCCUACACAAAUUCAUCAGAAUGCGUGAACCAGACUUAGACAAGGCCAAUCGUGAGGUAGCCACCAGAAUCCACGACCAGUUCAAGUGCCUUAAGGAUGAAAUUUAUCAGUGA